This is a messenger RNA of Symbiodinium necroappetens, 1002 nucleotides long. NCBI's taxonomy places the organism in Eukaryota, Dinophyceae, Suessiales, Symbiodiniaceae. The record is from the annotation of a GenBank genome assembly.
GACAAGGAGGAGUCGAUGAUGCAGCAUGACAUCCUCAGGCUAGAGGUCAAACGACUUCGGCAGCAGCUUACCACCAAGUCUGAGAAUUUGUACAGCCUGGAAAAUCGAAAGCAGCAGCUCCAAAUCAGCAUGGAGGAGAGGGAGAAGGAGAUCGAGGUUCACACCGAGGUCUUGAGAGCACAGCUCCGGUCUGCCGAGGAAGAGAAACACAAGGCAGCGAUUGAGCUGGCGGAGAGGAAGCAGAAGAUCUUCACCUUGAAGAGCAAGUAUGACAACGUCAUGUGCAAGGUGAAGAAGGAGGAGGGUGGGGAGCAGCUGAGCCAAGCUCACUACAUGAUCAAGGCCGCCCAAGAGAAGGAGGAGCUGCAGAGGAAAGGAGACGAGCUUGACGACAAGAUCCGCCGGGCUGAGAAGGAGAUCCGAUCUCUGGAGAACACCCUGGGGCAUCUGGUGCAGCGGAACCACAAGUUCAAGGAGAACUUGCAGACCUCGAACAUGCAGAACCAGUCCGAGCUCGAGGAGAAACAGACGCUGGAGGAGCAGUCCAGGGCAGCAAACGAGGUCCUCUUCAAAAAGAAGAAGGUGCUGACGCAGCUGGAGCAAGAGGCCCAGGAGGACGUGCAGCGCUACGAGGAGCUGCAAAGGUCCAUGCAGCAGAUGGAGGCUCACGUGAAUGAGCUGACUGCAGCCCGUGACGUCCUCCGGCAGGACAUUGGCACACAGGCGCCGAAGAUUGAGCGUGCGCAGCAGACCUUGGCCAAUGCGCAGACGCGGGCCAUCCAGUCCGGCGUGGACUUGGCCCCCGAAGCAGCUGCUGCAGUUGACGUGAAGGCCAGAGGUCUGAGAGAGCAGAACCAGAGUCUUCUCUUUGCUCUCAGCAACGCGCUCCAAGACUACGGGGAGGACGUGCUUCCCCUCUUCGAAAACCUCUGUGCAGAGCGUGGUGUCGCCAUGCCCUCGCGGCCGCCAUCGGCCGCCUCCCGCCCGGGCAGUGGCCGAUGA